Molecule: messenger RNA, 996 nt
Organism: Colletotrichum karsti
Lineage: Eukaryota; Fungi; Ascomycota; Sordariomycetes; Glomerellales; Glomerellaceae
Product: di-cis-decaprenylcistransferase
Exons: 3
Coding region: 1-996 (331 amino acids)
Cellular component (GO): dehydrodolichyl diphosphate synthase complex; endoplasmic reticulum membrane
Molecular function (GO): ditrans,polycis-polyprenyl diphosphate synthase [(2E,6E)-farnesyl diphosphate specific] activity
Source: RefSeq, a predicted model, not a curated record
AUGGCGCUCAACGCGAGAGAUCGUAGGAUUUAUCGGACCGACGACAAGGAGCACGACGGCGUCAUCAGCGAGCGGAACAGGAGAAAAAUCAUCGAGAACUACCUACCAAAGCCCGAAGAAGACACAACACAACAAUGGAGGGAAGACGACGUCCCGCCUCCAGGACGAUUCGGCCUGCGCCGCGCGCUGCGUUCGAAGCUUCACCUCUUCCUUUACACAGUCUUGCACGCCUUUUUCUCUCUGUACAUUAGGAUACGACAGGCCUGGCAUUUGGUGUGCUAUCACAUCUCCUCCGUCAUGUUCUACCACCACCGGACACCAGAGUACAUCGAGCGCGACGUCGUAGGACUGAAGAAGAAGCCCAAGCACCUCAGCGUCAUUCUGAAGAUGGAGGAGGGUGGAAGACACGGAGCCGAACUGGAACGACUGGUUGGCGAGGCGGCUGAAAUCGCCGUCUGGUGCGUUUGCGCCAGAAUUCCCGUAUUGACGGUGUAUGAACGGACAGGCCUCCUCAAGCGCUACCUGCCCCACGUCCAACAGUCCAUCAUCCAGAAGUCUAGAGCCUACUUCGGCCGACAUCAGCCAGCCCUCACCGUCGCGAUGCCCCAUGCCGACGAGAUCCUCAAGUCACCGGCACACGGCGACUUCGCCAGCAUCGACCCGCGCCACCUCAAGGUCCUCUUCAUUUCCGCCGAGGACGGCCGCGAGUCCAUGGUCGAUCUCACCCGCACCCUCGCCGAGAUGUCACAGAAGGGUAAGAUCCACCCGCGCGACAUCAGCAUCGACCUCAUCGACGCCGAACUUUCGGAGGGAAUCAUGCCCGAGCCCGAUCUGCUCAUCCACUUCGGUCCUUACGUCGACCUCGACGGCUAUCCUCCUUGGCCCGUCCGCCUGACCGAGAUCUUCUGCCUGCCGGACAACCAAGGUGUCGCAUACACGGUCUUCCUCAGGGCGCUACGCAACUUCGCCAACGCACAGUUCCGCAAGGGCAAGUAA